This is a messenger RNA of Labeo rohita (rohu), 1302 nucleotides long. Its product is annotated as bifunctional apoptosis regulator. Gene Ontology annotation, biological process: proteasome-mediated ubiquitin-dependent protein catabolic process. The coding region runs from base 91 to 1302 and encodes 403 amino acids. Gene Ontology annotation, molecular function: ubiquitin protein ligase activity; protein binding. The record is from RefSeq and is a predicted model, not a curated record. Gene Ontology annotation, cellular component: nucleus. NCBI's taxonomy places the organism in Eukaryota, Metazoa, Chordata, Actinopteri, Cypriniformes, Cyprinidae. The transcript is spliced from 8 exons.
AGAGAUAUGAGCUUUUAUAUGAAUAAACCGAAAGAGCCGAUAUGAGAAGAGAGACGAGGAGCUGACAGCGGCGCUGAGACUGAAAGUGAGAUGGACGUGCGGAUCCCUGUAGACGAGGAGCUCAAUGAGUCUGAAGAGGAGCCGGUGACAGGUCUGUCUGCGUCUGAGUUCACCUGUCACUGCUGCUACCAGGUGCUGGUCGACCCAACCACGCUCACCUGCGGACACAGCUUCUGCAGACACUGCCUGGCCAACUGGUGGGCGUCCGCUCUGCCCCGCGUCCGCACCGACUGCCCAGAAUGCCGAGCGGUGUGGACAGACUUUCCCAAAGUCAACAUCCUGCUCCGGGAUACGGUGGAGAAGCUGUUUCCCGCUGAAGUGAGCCGACGGAAACAGGCCAUCCUGAGCGAUCCAUGGUUCUGUCGUGUUCUCCAGGCCUUCCAGCAGCACGGGAGGAGACAGGCCCCUCACGCAGCUCCGCCACAGAACCCACGGCCGAUCAACAUUGGAGAGUUUUACUCUGGAGUGGUUACAGCGCUGACUUUCAUGGCCAUGGUGGUGUUAUUGUACCGUGGGUUCAGUAAUGACUCCAGUCAUGAGGUGCUGCUCAGUAAACCGCUCAGCAGGUGGAACACUGAUGAUGUCACUCUGUGGGUGGAGCAUCUUGGUGUCUGGACCAAUCAGUAUCAAGAAACAUUCCGUAUGGAGAAGAUCAAUGGCAGGUUAUUGUCUGCUCUCAGCAAUGAAGAUUUGUCUGUGGCUCCAUUCAGCAUCGAAAAUCAGUCUCACAGACAGAUCAUCCUGGAAGAGCUGCACAGACUCAAAGGAACCAGAGUCUCACUGAACUUCUGGCAGUACAAGGAUCUGUAUUUAGGGAAGACUUUGUUCCUGCUGAUCAGUCUGAGGAACUUCCCGCGUCUGACGCUGCUCUACCUGUUCCUGUUCAACUAUGAAGAUGUGUUUCUGCCUUUCAUUCACACUUGCUGCCCGGCGACACCAGACGCUCCCACUGACACGCCGCUGCAGGAUUGGCCGGGCUGGUGUCAGUGGGCGGAGUUUCUGCUGAUGUACUUCCUGUUGCCCUAUCAGCGGCAGGAAUCAUCAUUGACGCUUCCCAAGUUAUUUUGGCUUCAGAUGUUUGCAGUGUUGUUCAACACAUCUGUGUUUGUGCUGCCGUGGCCGCUGGUGCCUCUGUUCAUCAUUAAUAUUGAGAUCUACGUCCAGCUGUACGUCUGCCCCUUCAUCAGUGCAGUGCUGGUCAAACGAACACUCCUGCCUAAAGACACACAGCACAGGCCCUGA